Molecule: messenger RNA, 582 nt
Organism: Heterostelium album PN500
Lineage: Eukaryota; Evosea; Eumycetozoa; Acytosteliales; Acytosteliaceae
Exons: 1
Coding region: 1-582 (193 amino acids)
Source: RefSeq, a predicted model, not a curated record
AUGUCAAAUGUACAUACAUCACCUUAUUUAGGUGGUGCAGGAAACAAUGCAAAUCUACCGUCAGCACAACCAAAUACUCAAAUAAAUCAACAACAACAACUGCAACAUCAGCAACAACAAAUGCAACAACAACAACAAGUUGCACAACCACCACAGCUGAUUAUGACAGCAACACCGUUACAGCUGCAGCAACAGCAGAUGAUGAUGUCACAAAAGACACCGAUCGACGAUAGAAUCGAUCGACUGAUGUCGUUGAACACAGAGUUGAUGUCACUGGUCACUCUCGAUGGCGAUCAACAAGCACACUAUCAGCGUUCCUAUCAGAUUCGCUCGGACAUACAGGUGGCUCUACGCGAACUACAAGCAGAGAUCAUCGCAGCUAACCUUCAAUCGAUAUCACCGAUCUACGAAUCACCGGACUACCAACUGGCCACCUCAACACAACCGAUAACAAUGGAUCUCUUUCAAAAACAACUAACCACAGAUAUCAUACAGAAACAAAUAACACAAUGGGAUACUGUUUUCAAAGAAAAAGAGAAACUAACAAAAAAUAUAGAUCGUGUAAAACAAUCUUUAAAAUAA